CCCAUCUGCAUCUGUAAUAGGGAAACAGAAACAGGAGAAUGCAUUGCAGAGGCCCUUGUGACGGAAAGCUCAGUUGCUGUUGAAGACCUUUGAGCUUAACCUGAGUCAUCUGCAAGAGUCUCAUCAGAGGUUAUGGAUGUGCCUAAAACUUUGAAGAGUUCUGGCUGAAAUGCUGACAUUGGUUUCUCUUUGGGGGAAAAAAAAGGUAACUUAUAACAGUAUUCUGCCUGCAUAAUACUCAAGAAGUAUGCUUGACUGAGUCAGAGGUGAAAGAAGACAGAAAUCAGCAAGGCAAAAAGGCAGAAUAAGAGAAGGCCAAAGAAGACAAGGAAAAGCAAGAUAAGACAAGGAAGGACACAAGAAAGGAAGACAAGAAGACACAUUUUAAGACAGUGAAGACACAGGACAAGGAGCAUGGCAAUGGAAGACAAGACCACAUAAAAAGAGAGGACAAACCAAAGAAAACCAACAGGUAAAGUGAGCACAUCAAUCUCCAGCACACCAUUUGGACGAUUUAAGAGCAUCUAGAGAAACAAUGGCAUGCCAAGCAUUUAGCGCGGACUCUUUCAGCACACUCAGUGGAGACUCACCCUUGCCCAUCCUCAUGCACCACCCUUCACCCAGUGACUGCCUUCCAGCCACCUCCCAUGCUCACAGCAUGGUUUCUGCAGUAUCCACCGGGCUGUCACUGGGUCAGCCGUCCAAACGCUCUCACAUGCACCUGUCCACUUCCUCCCUCGGAAACGCUCUCGGAAACGGCCCCCCGAGCCUACAUUACCCAGUUGCCCCCUGUCACUACAGCAACCAGCAGGCAACCUAUGGCAUGAUGGCAGCUCAGGAGAUGCUCUCAGCCAGUAUUUCUCAGACUCGUAUCCUACAGACUUGUGGCGUCCCUCACCCUAACAUGGUGAGCGCUGGAAACCCAUUGCAAGGGUCUCUUACCCCUUGCUUGUACAAGUUUCCAGAUCAUGGUCUAGGUAGUGGUUCCUGUGCAUUAAGCCACAGUUUCUCCUCACUGCCCUCGGCCUUCCUCUCCACUGAUGAGGCCCCUGGGGGCCUCUCUGUUAUAGAGAUGAAAACUGACGCCCAAAGGAAGAGUGUGCGGGAGCCAGAAGACGCCCCUGCUAUGGACUCCCCACAGAUAAGAGAGCUGGAGAUGUUUGCAAAUGACUUCAAAAUACGGAGGAUCAAACUCGGCUACACACAGACUAACGUCGGAGAGGCUCUUGCUGCAGUGCACGGAUCAGAGUUCAGCCAGACCACAAUCUGCAGGUUUGAAAAUCUGCAGCUGAGCUUCAAGAACGCCUGCAAACUUAAGGCCAUUCUGGCUAAAUGGCUCGAUGAAGCUGAGCUGGCAGGAGCCCUGUACAGUGAUAAAAUAGGCAUGAAUGAGCGCAAGAGGAAAAGGAGAACAACUAUCAGCCUUGGAGCUAAGGAGGCUCUGGAGCGCAGCUUUGUGGAAAAAAACAAGCCAUCCUCCCAGGAAAUAGCACGGAUAGCCAAAGGUCUCCAUCUGGAGAAGGAGGUGGUCAGAGUGUGGUUCUGUAACAGACGCCAAAGAGAGAAACGGGUCAAAACCAGCCUCAAUCUUAGCUCCUGUUUGAGCAAAAUCAGCCCUAACUGUAUCACACAGAUGAGCAAAACACAAAGAGCAAUGAUGUGAUUUAAGGUUCAGCUACAGAGUGUGGGUUUACAUCAGGUCUCUAUCAUGACCAUGCUGUUUAAAAAUGCUGUUAAAACCAACAAUCUGACAGAAAUCAAUCUAUUAUUACACAAACAGAAAAACCUAAUAAGCUCUCCUCACUCUGCGUCAACAAACUUCUGAUGCAAUUGCAACACUUUCAUUUCUUCUUACAUUCUGUACAUUAUGGGAAGCUGCAAACACUGCACCACAAGUUUGUGAUAAAAACACAAGUCAAUGUCAUUUUGUUAGUGGAAUCCAAUCAGCAAAUAGUUUUUGCUGAUUUAAAGUUGGAAAGACUUUAAGUGAAAGGCACAAUAUUCACCAUUAAUUCAGCUUAUUAGCAUGCUAAUUAGUAGCAUACUGGCUACUUAUUAGUCAAUAUUAAGUGUUAUUACUAGUACCUUAUUAUAUGACAGUCUGUUAUCUAUAGGUAAUAGACUAUGGUCAUGUAGAAUAAGGUACAAAUAAGUUUGUAAUAAUGUCUAAUAAGGAGCCUGUAUGCUACUUAUUAGCAUGCUAAUAAGCAAAAUUAAGAAGACCUUUAUUUAAAUUGUCUAUUUUCUUGUAAUAUAGAAAUGUUCCUCAUUGCACUGGCUUUCUUCAUCUUAUUUACUUGAAGAGAAAAGUUUCUUUGUAGCUUUUUUUAACCGAUCAAUGUCCAAGAAAGGUUAGAUUAUAGAAAAUGUAAAUACCUUAAAGAGCAGCCAGUAGCUUUUCUUACCUGAAGUUAUAAAAUGAAUGAUGAAUUUAUGAACUUCACAUGGUUCUGCUGAUUUGAUCCUUCAGCCUAUAAACCUGAACUGUAACUUUCCUAAAUCUUAGCUAUGCCUUGUUUUCUCUAUGCAUGUUGUGAAUUCAUGGAGGACUAAACCAAAUACAACUUCAGUACAAAGAUUACUAAAUGGAUCAGCCUUGGGCCUUUUCAAAAUAAUUGUUAAAUUCUGUUUACUUAAUGUGCCUUGUUUAUAUUUUUUAUGGAAGAGAGACAGUACUUGUUUUCUCAUAAGGAAUCUAACAGCAGGAAUCUUUGUGUCAGUUGUGUUACUUUGUGUAUUUUUCACUGUGCUCUUUUAUUCAUUAACUGUCUCUUUAUUUAUGUUGGUCCUGCUGCUGUCACAACAGUAAUAUAUUUAAAGUUUCACCACAACCUAUUUAUUUGAGAUCUAAUAUAUUAUGUUGAUCCACUUUGCUGAGUACAAAACUCUGCUCUGAUUUAUAGCUUGAAGUCACCUGAAACUUUUGGGACAUUUCUGCCAACACACACAUAGACCUGAGCUCUGCUUGGUUCCCUGAUGUAAGAUCAAUUUUUCAUAUCUCUUGAUGUUGUUUGUUGUUGCUGCCUUGACAAAGUGUCAUAAAAAGAAGAAAUCGGCCUGUCACGGCUCUGACCUGGUUGGGAUGACUGAUGUGAAACCUCAAAGGUGAAGAAACGAGCUCUACACACAACAUCCCUCAACCAUUAAAAAAAAAGAAACUACCAUUCUGUUCAUCUUACAUCAGGUAGCAGACAUUUGUGAUCAGAAAAAAAUGAAAUUGAAUUGAAAGAUUAGCAUUGUGCAUAAAAUGAUAAGCCAUGUAUCAAUGUUUGGUAGACAGAUACGUAUACGUACGUAUUUGCUUUAUUAAUUAUUAAUUAUAUGCUUUAAUUCAGCGUGAUUUAAAAUAUCUGGUAAAUCUACCAAAGACUGAGUUUCUCAGGACCAAAGUUUGCACUUGUACUGAUUGUCCUUCAUCUCCCAGACACUGAAUGGUAAAUCAGUUGAAUUCAUUUCUGAGAAUAAAAAUGUUUCAUGAGGA
Molecule: messenger RNA, 3481 nt
Organism: Labrus bergylta (ballan wrasse)
Lineage: Eukaryota; Metazoa; Chordata; Actinopteri; Labriformes; Labridae
Gene: pou1f1
Product: POU class 1 homeobox 1
Biological process (GO): regulation of transcription by RNA polymerase II
Molecular function (GO): RNA polymerase II cis-regulatory region sequence-specific DNA binding; DNA-binding transcription factor activity, RNA polymerase II-specific
Source: RefSeq, a predicted model, not a curated record